Messenger RNA from Cercospora beticola, 1844 nucleotides. RefSeq lists its product as uncharacterized. NCBI's taxonomy places the organism in Eukaryota, Fungi, Ascomycota, Dothideomycetes, Mycosphaerellales, Mycosphaerellaceae. Gene Ontology annotation, molecular function: oxidoreductase activity, acting on the CH-CH group of donors. The record is from RefSeq and is a predicted model, not a curated record.
CUGCAAUGUUCCAACUCCAACUCCAUCUUCUCCAGCAAUGGUUCAACCUCCUGAAGACCCCGUCCUCAUAAUCGGCGCCGGCCUCUCCGGCCUCGUCGCAGCCUACGAACUAACAAAAGCCAACAAACGCAUAAUAAUCCUCGACCAAGAACACCGCGCAAACCUCGGCGGCCAAGCCUUCUGGUCCCUAGGAGGUCUCUUCUGCGUAAACUCCAAAGCCCAGCGAAAACAAGGCAUCAAAGAUUCCCGCGAAUUGGCUCUCGCCGAUUGGUUAAACACCGCAGGUUUCGAUCGUGAAGAUAAAGAAGAUUUCUGGCCGAAACAAUGGGCGAAGGCUUUUGUGGAUUUUGCGACUGAUGAGUUGGAGGAUUAUGUGAGGAAACUGGGGUUGAGUUUUUUGGCUGUGGGGUGGGCGGAGAGGGGGGCGGGGAGUUCGCAAGGGCAUGGGAAUAGUGUUCCGAGGUUUCAUUUGACUUGGGGGACGGGGCCGGAGGUUGUGAGGAUUUUUGCGAAAGAGGUUUUGAAGGCGAAGAAGAAGGGGUUGGUGGAGUUUAGGUAUAGGAAUAUGGUUGAGGAGAUUAUUGUGGAGGAUGGGGUUGCGAAGGGUGUGAGGGGAAAGGUUUUGGAGCCUUGUGAUCAUGUUGAGAGAGGAGCGGAGACUUCGAGGAUUGUUGUGGAUGACUUUGAAGUCAGGGGACGAGCUGUGGUUAUUGCUACUGGGGGGAUUGGAGGGAAUGUUGAGGAAGUGAAGAAGAAUUGGCCGAUGGAUCGACUGGGACCGAAAGCGCCUGAGAGUGUUGUCGUGGGUGUUCCUGCUCAUGUGGAUGGAAAGAUGGUCAAGAUUGCAGGGACCCAAGGAGCCAGCGUGAUCAACAUGGAUCGGAUGUGGCAUUAUACUGAGGGACUCCAGAACUGGAACUCAAUCUGGCCACUUCACGGCAUUCGCAUCAUCCCCGGACCUUCCUCGCUGUGGUUCGACGCGAACGGCAAGCGCAUGCCUCCUUUGCUCUUUCCCGGAAGCGACACUCUCGCAACUCUGAAACACAUCUGCAGUACCGGACACGACUAUUCCUUCUUCAUCCUGGAUAGGUCCAUCAUCGCUCGUGAAUUUGCUCUGUCAGGUUCGGAACAGAACGAGGACAUCACCAGCAAAAGCUAUUGGCGCACAGCAUACAGAUACUUCACCACUUUAGGUACCAAAGAAGUCCAAGCCUUUCAAAAGAACGGCAAAGACUUCGUCGUAGCAAACGACUUGGAAUCUCUGGUCGAUGGAAUGAACAGGCUUGCGAAAGAACGCAAUGGCCCUGUGCUAGAUUACGCGGACAUCAAACGCCAGGUUGAACUCCGAGAUAUGCAGCUGGACAAUCAGUAUACGAAGGACGCCCAAAUCAUGAUGAUAAAUAAUGCUCGAAAGACAAUGGCCGAUAGUCUUCGUAUCGCUCCGCAGCACAAGAUCUUGAACAACAAAUCUGCUGGGCCUCUGAUCGCUGUAAGGCUGAAUAUCCUGACUCGUAAGAGUCUGGGAGGAUUGGAGACAAAUUUGCAAGGUCAGGUCCUUCGGUCAGAUGGAAAAGUCUUCGAAGGCCUCUACGCAACUGGAGAGGCUGCAGGAUUCGGUGGUGGUGGUGUUCACGGAUAUUCGGCAUUGGAGGGCACGUUUCUUGGUGGCUGCAUUUUCACGGGCAAAGUUGUGGGUGAAGACUUGGUGAAACGUGCUCCUCCAAAUUCUGCCGAUAGGAGGAAUGGAGCAAGACUGUAGCAUACCCGAUGACAUGUUCCCAAUGUAGGAUAAUGUUCGUAUAUGAGGAGGCUCGAGUCAGUUCACAACAAACAAAUAACCCAAG